UGUCAUUAGCUGGUAUAUAAGAGCAUUGCAUCCCUCUCUACCUCUCUCACACACACACAGUGUGUUGGCUGGGAAGGGGAUAGUCUUGGGGAAACUAGGGAUUAAAUUGUCUACCUGCCUUUAAAGGAAUAAUUUUCCACUCUGGAAUUUCCAUUAAAGAGAUCUUGAAACAACAUCUUACAGGGAGUCGAAGCUCUUCAGAACAAAGUCUUAGCUAUUGUCGAAACUCAGUGACAUCAUUGUCUUUAUCACCUGAUCUUCAACCUCUUCGUCACUCACCAGCGAACGUCAACACCGGACGCAACUGAAGACCAUGAGCAGCAACUACAGUGUCACUCUCUCAGGCCCCGCCCCCUGGGGCUUCAGGCUGCAAGGAGGGAAAGACUUCAACAUGCCUCUCACCAUCUCCAGGCUGACAGAUGGUGGGAAGGCGGCCAAAGGUGGGAUUGCAGUCGGAGACUUGGUUCUGUCGAUUGACGGCAUCGCCACAGAGGGUAUGAACCACCUGGAGGCCCAGAACAAGAUCAAAAACUGCACUGGCGACCUCAGCCUCACCCUGCAGAAGGCUCCCAGUGUCCCUAAACCCCCUCCUGUGGCACCAAAGGACGACAGAUUAACCAUCAUAAAGCCAGUGGCCCUCACGCACCCCCCUCCUCCAAAUCAUCCUCAUCCUCACACCUCCAGCCCCACCACCGCCCCCUACAACAAGGCCCCCAGACCUUAUGGGGGCUGCGGGUCAGAGAAUGAAUACCCCCCGUCGCAGUCCCCUAUAGCUGCGUUCAUUCCAUCCCCCUCCUCCGCCUUCACUCCUGCGUCCUCCAUCUCCUACACCAGCCCUCCUCCACCACCUGCUUCUUACCCAUCCUCUUCCUCCUCCUCCUCCUCCCCCCCUGUGCUCGUUCCACCCCAGCCCUCGGUAUAUAACACGCCGAUCAACCUCUACUCCAACGAGAACGCAUGCGAGGUAGCCAUGGGGCAGAGGCGGGGCCUGUUGGAGAGUCAGGGCGGAGCCUUACCAUUGCAGUUUAAUGGUGGACCUCAAAAUAUUUUGAAAAAACCCCAGGCACCAAGAGCUCCUAGGAAACACGUUGUGGAGACAGACAUCCAUUUUUACCAUGUGCCCACUCAUGCUGAUGCCAGUAGAAAGCGUAUAAUGGAGGACACAGAGGACUGGCGCCCACGGACUGGGACUACCCAGUCUAGAUCCUUUAGGAUUCUGGCUCAGAUCACUGGCACUGAGAAUGCUCCACAAGAGGAUGCUGAUGCAGCCAAGAAGACAAACGAGGACGGGGAAGAGCCAGGACUCAACACCCAUGAGUCUGCAGUCGUCAAAACCAUGGUCAAAGGUCCUGCCACAACCCAGGGUUGUGGUCGACAGACUGGUUUGAUCACCCCAUCGUUUGGUAUGAAGGGGAACGGCAGUGUCCCAAGAGGUCCUGUCCCAACACGACCUGUACCUCAGCCCCACCCUAAAGACGAGGACACCCUGGUUCAGAUGGCAGAACAUAUCCCUGCUGGGACUCGCACGCCCAUGUGCGCCCACUGCAACAUGGUCAUCAGAGGACCGUUUUUGGUAGCGAUGGGAAAAUCAUGGCACAAGGAAGAGUUUAACUGUGCCCACUGCCGUACGUCCUUGGCAGAUAUAGGCUUUGUGGAGGAGCAGGGAUGUGUCUACUGUGAGCACUGUUAUGAAGAGUUCUUCGCUCCAACAUGUAGCCGCUGCAAGGCCAAGAUACUGGGGGAGGUGAUAAAUGCCCUCAAACAGACCUGGCAUGUCUACUGCUUCCUGUGUGCUUGCUGUCAGCAGCCAAUCAGAAACAACACCUUUCACUUGGAGGAUGGGGAGCCAUACUGUGAACAAGACUUCUACAAUUUGUUCGGGACUAGCUGCCAUGGCUGUGAGUUCCCCAUCGAGGCUGGAGAUACGUUUUUGGAGGCCCUUGGAUACACCUGGCAUGACACCUGCUUUGUCUGCGCUGUGUGCUGCACCACCCUAGAGGGUCAAACGUUUUUCUCCAAGAAAGACAAGCCGCUUUGCAAGAAACAUGCUCAUACAUUCAAGAUAUGAAUCUUGGACUUGCUGCAUACUUUUUGACCAUAUUUUAUUUGUGACUGGUGUCAGAAAGACCAUGUCAGAAGGCUUCACAUCAUAGUUAACUCAUAAAGUAACAGUAAUACCCAGUCAUGUAGGUGGCAGCUCCUGCUGGUGGUUAUAAGGGAAAUAAUGCUUUUUUCUUAUUCUUUUGUCAAAAUUAAAGUUCAUUUCUACCCUAAAACACUAG
Sphaeramia orbicularis (orbiculate cardinalfish) is the source of this 2282-nucleotide messenger RNA. RefSeq names its product PDZ and LIM domain 5a (gene pdlim5a). The transcript has 15 exons. Gene Ontology annotation, biological process: heart development; muscle structure development; actin cytoskeleton organization. NCBI's taxonomy places the organism in Eukaryota, Metazoa, Chordata, Actinopteri, Kurtiformes, Apogonidae. Gene Ontology annotation, molecular function: muscle alpha-actinin binding; actin binding. The record is from RefSeq and is a predicted model, not a curated record. Gene Ontology annotation, cellular component: filamentous actin; adherens junction; Z disc. The coding region runs from base 314 to 2068 and encodes 584 amino acids.